Oppiella nova is the source of this 771-nucleotide messenger RNA. Lineage: Eukaryota; Metazoa; Arthropoda; Arachnida; Sarcoptiformes; Oppiidae. The record is from the annotation of a GenBank genome assembly.
AGCCAGAGAGCCUACCGGUUCGUACAGGGAAAGGACUGGGGCUUCAAGAAGUUUAUUAGAAGGGAUUUCCUAUUGGAUGAGGCGAACGGUUUGCUUCCCGACGACAAACUCACUCUCUAUUGUGAAGUGAGUGUAGUGGCCGAUUCAGUCAACAUAUCGGGUCAAAACAAUUCAAUACAGUUUAAGGUUCCGGAGUGUCGUCUCUCCGAUGAUCUGAGUAUUCUAUUCGAGAGCCAAAAAUUUAGUGAUGUUUUACUAGUGGUAAACGGACGCGAAUAUUAUGCACACAAAGCCAUUCUCGCGGCCCGAUCUCCAGUCUUCGCCGCUAUGUUUGAACACGAGAUGGAGGAGAAGAAGCAGAACAAAGUGGAGAUCACAGACAUGGACCACGAAGUGCUCAGAGAAAUGCUGCGAUUCAUAUACACCGGCAAAGCGACCAAUUUAGAGAAAAUGGACGCCGACUUACUGGCGGCCGCUGACAAAUACGAUUUGGAACGACUGAAAGUGAUGUGUGAAGAGUCUCUCUGUUCCAACUUAUCGGUGGAGACGGCGGCAGAGGUGCUGAUACUGGCAGACAUGCACAGCGCCAACCAAUUGAAAGCACACGCCAUUGAAUACAUCAAUACACACGCCACAGACAUAAUGGAAACCCAGGGCUGGAAGACAAUGAUCAACAGACAGCCCCAUCUCAUAGCAGAAGCGUUUAGAGCGUUGGCCACACAACAAAUGCCUCCAAUAGGUCCGCCCCGUAAACGGAUUAAACAGUCUUAA